Molecule: messenger RNA, 512 nt
Organism: Cokeromyces recurvatus
Lineage: Eukaryota; Fungi; Mucoromycota; Mucoromycetes; Mucorales; Mucoraceae
Exons: 4
Coding region: 187-456 (89 amino acids)
Source: RefSeq, a predicted model, not a curated record
GAAAACUGUUGCAUAAUGCAUUUGAUUUCAUUAAAGAGGGAAUAAUUUUACCCGCCACUUUUUUCUUUUUUAUUUAUAAUAAGAGCGGGGUAAUAAAAGAAGAGAAGAAAGCCCCAAGUUUGAAUUACAUACUUUUACUUUUAUAUACACAUAUAAAAAAGAAAGCAUUGAAUUAAGAAUAGAAUAAUGGAUUUUGGAAGAUUUAAUCAAGCUGAACAAGCACAAAUUAAUGCUAUGAUUGAACAAAAACAAAUGUCAGACUUUGUCAAUUUGUUCACAGGUCUUGUUGAUCUAUGCUUUAGAGAAUGCGCAAAUAAUUUUACAACAAAGGCAGUAACAGGAAAAGAGUCUGCAUGUGUAAAAAGUUGCGUUGAGAAAUUUUUAAAACAUUCUGAACUUGUUAGUGCUCGUUUUACAGAAUUGAGUCAAACAUUAUCAAAUCCAUCCACUCAAUAAUAUAAGCCUUUUCUUUCUUUUUCUUUUCUUUUUUUUUUUUUUCCUUUAGAAUUAUA